AUUUCCUUUUUAAGAUGGUCAUGGUCAAAGGGAUACUGCUCAAAUUCUGAUUUCAAGGGGAGCCAAAUACUUACCUGACAAAAAUGGUGUUACUCCACUGGAUCUCUGUGUACAGGGAGGGUAUGGGGAGACAUGUGAAGUUUUGAUCCAGCACCACCCCAGACUCUUCCAAACACUGAUUCAGAUGACACAGAAUGAAGAUAUCAAAGAGAACAUGUUGCGGCAAGUUCUUGAGCACCUAUGUCCUCAGAACGAAAGUCUGUAUCAGAAGAUCCUGACCAGUCUUGCUGAAGUUGCUACAACAAAUGGUCACAAGUUGCUUAGUAUAUCAAGUAACUAUGAAGCUCAGAUGAAGAGUUUAUUGAAGAUAGUACGUAUAUUCUGUCAUGUAUUUCGCAUCGGCCCAACCUCUCCCAGUAACGGAAAUGAUAUGGCUUACAAUGGGAAUAAAACACCAAGAAGCCAAGUUUUCAAGCCUUUAGAACUACUGUGGCAUUCACUGGAUGAAUGGUUAGUUCUUAUUGCUACAGAAUUGAAAAAAAGUAAGGAGGACUCUGAAAUGGAUGCCAAAAACAUCACUUCAAUUUUACUGAAACAAAGAGCCCAAGAACAGCAAGACAUUGUCACUACUCGAGUAUUUAAGACUGUUAGCAAAGAGAUCUUGGAAGACCAACAUGCCAGCUUAGAGAAAGUUGAAGAUGGUGACAACAUGACACAAGAUGCCAGUUCAGAUUGUCUAGAUGUAAUUUCUAUGACAGCAAACCGACUGAGUGCAGUAAUCCAGGCUUUUUAUAUGUGCUGUUCCUGUCAGAUGCCUCAGGGAAUGACAUCACCUCGCUUUAUAGAAUUUGUAUGCAAGCAUGAUGAAGUUCUGAAGUGUUUUGUAACAAGAAACCCUAUAAUAAUAUUUGACCACUUUCACUUUCUUCUGGAAUGUCCUGAGCUGAUGUCAAGAUUCAUGCAUAUCAUCAAAGCACAGCCCUUCAAGGAUAGAUGUGAGUGGUUCUAUGAACAUCUUCAUGCUAAUCAUCCUGACUCUGAUAUGGUACACAGGCCAGUUCAUGAAAAUGAUAUUCUCCUUGUUCACCGAGGCAGGGAUGCCCUGAAGAAUGGUAUAUUG
Rhincodon typus (whale shark) is the source of this 1120-nucleotide messenger RNA. RefSeq names its product E3 ubiquitin-protein ligase HACE1. The record is from RefSeq and is a predicted model, not a curated record. The transcript has 10 exons. The annotation marks the transcript as partial. Lineage: Eukaryota; Metazoa; Chordata; Chondrichthyes; Orectolobiformes; Rhincodontidae.